Molecule: messenger RNA, 3206 nt
Organism: Nezara viridula (southern green stink bug)
Lineage: Eukaryota; Metazoa; Arthropoda; Insecta; Hemiptera; Pentatomidae
Source: the annotation of a GenBank genome assembly
UCAAAUUCGCAAAACAAUUUACUUCUCUUCUAUAAUAAUGAUACAACUUUUAAUAGAAUAAAUGUUUAUUUAUUCAAGAAAUUUCAGUUUUUAGGAAAAUUUAUAAUAAUUGCCAUUAGUAAAUAUACCGGCAUUAAUAUUUUGCUGAUUUAAACACGAAAAUCUGCAACACUGCAACACUGCUUUAUUUGAAGCUUGUACAAUAACCUAGACAUUGUAGUUAAAGUGCCGAAUCUAAAGUUAGUUAUAGAAUUUCGAUUAAAAUAGUUUUUGUGAUUGCCGGAGUCUCUUUUACAAUUAUUUUGACAAAUUCAAUUAGCAAAUUCUUCUUAGAAGAAUAAUUUAUUUAUGAAAUUAUUUUUGUUGCCGGUUGUCAGAUUGGCAGUUUAAUUAUCGUUUUUCAAGUCUACAGGCCAAUAUCACAAUGACAAGUGAAAAAGGUUCUCCUCCUAUGACCAAUAAUCCAUUAGAACAAUUUGUGAUCCUUGCAAAAUCAGUUCAUGGAGCUGCAACAGUUGAACUAGUAAGACAAGUUUUAUCAGCACCUGGAGUUCAUGUGUUCGGAGAACUUCUUGAUAUGCCAAGCAUUAAAGUAUUGGAUAAUUCUCCGAAUGCUAAUUCUUAUAAUACACUAAAUCUUUUCGCUUAUGGAACAUACCGUCAAUAUCUUGAAACCAAAAAUAAUUUUCUUGAAUUGACCGAUGUUGAGAAAAAGAAACUUCAGCAUCUUACAAUUGUUACAUUAGCUACCAAAAUGAAGUGCAUUCCAUAUUCUGUGCUUUUACAAGAACUGGAUAUUAAAAAUGUCAGAGAUUUAGAAGACUUAAUCAUUGAAGCGAUUUACGCAGAUAUUAUACAUGGUAAAUUAGACCAGAAAAAUUCACAAUUGGAAGUUGAUUACGCUAUCGGAAGGGAUACGAGAGAUUCCGACUUGGGCGUCAUCAUCAACACCCUGCAAGAAUGGUGCGACUCCUGCGAGGCUGUAUUGAGUGCUGUAGAAAAACAGAUGCAGCAAGCCAAUAUGGAGAAAAAUAAAGCCAUCAAGCAUAGAGAAGCCAUCGACACUGAGGUUGUAAAUAUAAAAAAGACACUGAAAAGUCAGUCCCAAGAAGUAGAAGAGGCAAUGGCAACUGAUUCCCGAGAAGCUGUAGCUCACGGAGACAAAAUGAAGAAAUCUAUGAAAUCGAAAAUGAUAAGAGGCAGCGCGAAACUGUGGCAAAAGUGAUACGAUCUGGUCAAAAACAAACACUCCUGAAGGAGGCUUAAGAUUACAACUGUCCUCUCUCUUUCUCCUCUCAUGUCGUUUCUGUCGCGUUAUACUUCAACCUCGUCCUCGUUAUCAAACUUUGUCGUCUCAUCUUCAUCUACUUUCCUCGGUCAAAUGAAAAAGACAUUAGACUUAACCAUUGAGGGAAGAAUAUGUUGAAGUUCUCUUAUGUUUUGGUUUGUUUUUUUUUUCCUCUGUAUCUUUGUCUAUAAAUUAUAUAAAUAUUUAAGAAGGAAAAAAAAUUAUUAAUUGUAUCCUUGGUUUUUGUAAUGGAUCGAAACAUAAAUCAUUGCACGAUUUAUAUUGUUUAGAUAUGAAAUUGUAAGAGGUUGUGCAUGAAGUUAUCUGUGUAAUUUAGUUUUUGUAUUAUUAAAAAUACUUUUUAUACAGAAAAAAAAGUUAAAGUACCAAUACCUUUUAGAUCAUUUAGAAACCUGUAAAAUUAAUUGUAUUAUUUCAUAGAGGUAUAACAACACUCUCUGUUUUCUUUUUCUUUUUUUUAAAUCAGAUUAAUUCAUUGUUUUUUUUAAUUUAUGUCUGUUUAAUAGUUUCAAAUUAUAAAAAUUAAUGCCUUCUAAUAAAAUUCUAAUUCAGACUAAUUACAAACAAGCAAACUAACUCCAGUUAUUUCCUAUUUCUAUGACGAUAUCUACAUUUGAUUAUUUAGUACAUUAGCUCGUAUAGUUUGUUGGGAUCUUUGUAUAAAAUAUUGUAAAUUUAGGUGCAAUGCUAGAAAUUUUAAAUGUAAUUAUUAUAACAACAGUCCAAUAAAGUAAAAUAUUUCAGAAACAUUUGAAAAAAAUAAUGAUUUAUGUUAUUUUAUAAUAUAAUUUCUUUGAUUUAAUUUUGUGUAUAUAUAUAUAUAUUCGACUUCUUGUGACAUGAUUUCACAUUCUUUAUCAGAAAUUAUUUCUCAAAUCAAUUUCAGUAAUGUUGAAUAUCGUGUAACAACGAAAUUAGAUUGAAUAAAUUUCCAUAUAUUGAUAAAGGGUGGCCAUUCUUCAAAUUAUACUUCUUUCUAAAACUUACUCUGGUUUUCGAAAGCUGAUUACCAAAUAAGUCUAUUUGAUCCACGUAUAUAAACAUUUUUGUAAACUCUUUUUAUAACUUAUUUUUUGAUCAUUUGCAUUUAAAUACUUUUUUUCAUAAAAUAAUAAAUUACUGAUCGAUCUUUACAUUCUGGUAGAAAUGCUGCAAAUGAUUUCAUAAUUAAAUUUCAUUAAAUCUGUGUUGAUAUAAUUUAUGUUGUAUUGAACUUCUAUAAAAAAUACAUCAUACGUAAUUUUAUUGAGCUUUAAAAAAAAAAAUUAUCCAAAAGAAGAGAAUAUAGUUUUCUUAUUUGUAAUUAAUUAAUGAGCCUAAUCUGAUAAAUUAACAAAUUUUAUGGUUAUAUUUGACGUCCUAUGAUUCUGUUAUAAAUAAAAUUGAAAUUCCAUACUCAAAUAAUUAUUAAAGAGGUUAAGUUUAAACCUAAAGAACUAUUGGUAGUAAUAUUUCAGAUUCAAACAAAUUUUAACUAUAUAAAUUAAAGUCGAUAAAUCAAUUUAUAGGGUGUUUAUUUUUCACUAAUUCUUUAUUUUCGUUGCCAUGGCAACGUUUUGGGCUUUUAACACCAUUUUCAAGGCAUUCAGAUGCUGAAAAAUUGCCAUGGUAACGAAUAUAAUAAAAAUUGGUGAAAUAUAUAUAACCUUAAUAAUUUUAUUAACUAAUUUGAACUUCACCUUAAACAAAAAUAAAUUCUAGUUGUAUAUCGGCACUUUAACUGUGAUAUCUGUUAAGUGCAAACAAAAUCAUAAUUACGAACUUAUACAUUUAAAAUAUAUAUAUAUUGAUGUAUCAUUCUAGAAAAAUUCUGUCUCAAUCAUUGUUCCAUUGGAUAGUAGUUAUAUUAUAGCAUAGGAACACAAGGCAGUUUCUGUCCUCCCCAUAUUUUAUGAAU